CAGAAGACGGGCGUUCAAUGCCUGUACAGUGAAAGGGGAGGUUUCAGAAGUGUGUGUGACAGACCUGGGAGCUGACAGUGACAGCACUGUGCCUGCAGAGCUGACUAUUGACAAGACUGUGGAUUAGAGAUCUCUGCCUGAAUAAAGUUCAAAUAACAGAUCCACAUGGACUGAGGAGGACAAGGAGGAGGAUAGCCUUCUAUACAGACCCCCAACCAGCUUAUCUUCCAUGUCCAGGAGGACAGGCAGCAAUGUCUGAACAGGUGGCAGCAGUUGCUGGAGGUGUAAUAGGAGGAGUUCUUCUGUUGUUUCUGAUUGGCUUUGGAGUCUAUGUCCUAUUGAAGAAGAAGUGCAUUGGCCCUUCUUAUGAAGAACUGUUAAAUGCAUCAACUCCAACACAAACAGAAAUCACCGUUGUGGAACAGAGACUGUCACCAUCAUUGGGUUAUGCCAAGGACCUAGGAACAAAAAGCGUACCCUUUAUUGUUCCACCAAAGUUUCAUGGACGAGACUGGGUUGGCAUACAGAAUGGAGAACGUAUCCAAGAAGAUAGUGAGCCAUAUACUGCUCCAGAUUUUCUUCCAAGAUCAUCCUUCUGCUCUAUGGGGGCAGCAUAUGUUUUGGGCUCCAUCAACCCGGCUUUGUACAAAUAUCCAGAUGAUAAUGAAGAAACUGAUUUUCCAGAAGGAAAUAUUGGGCGCAUUUGGUUUGCUGUAGAGUAUGAACAUGAGACAGAGAGAUUGGUGGUUUCUCUUAUUAAAGUAAGGAACCUUCACUUUAACUCAGACUCCUGCAACCCUUUUGUGAAGAUGCAUCUCCUGCCUGAUGAAAGGCGCUCUCUUCAGUCAAAAACAAAACGUAAAACCUUGAACCCCCAGUUUGAUGAAAACUUUGUCUUUCAGGUUUCUGGCAAAACAUUACGUCAGAGAAUUCUGAGAUUUUCUGUCUAUCACGUGGAUAAAAUAAAGAAGCACCAUCUUUUAGGACAGGUUCUCUUCCCCCUGAAAAAUGAGAAUUUAACAGAUGAUGGCAAGCUUGUCAUUUGGCGGGAUCUUGAACAAGAGAGUUCAGAGCCACCAUCCGAAUAUGGAGACAUACAAUUCUCUCUAAGCUACAAUGACUACCUUGGACGUUUGACAGCAGUAGUACUUCGAGCAAAAGGAAUACAGUUCCAAGAAGACCGUGUGGUUGUCAGAACAAAAGGCGAAAGAAAAAGGCGGCUUUUCUCUGUACCGUUAUGGACCACACAUUUUCCCAUCAUCCUCUUAUUAAAAGGCUCAGCAUUUGUUAAGGUGUCCCUCAUGAAUCACAACAGGUUUAUAAAGAGUAAGAAGACAGCUGUAGUACUUGGGACUCCAAAUCCUGUGUAUAAUGAAACUUUUAGCUUUAAGCUGGAACAAAGUGAAUUGGACACAGCAAGCCUGAGUUUUUCCGUCUUCCAGAAUGCUGAAGGAGAUAAGACCGUUUUGCUGGGCCGUGUUGUCGUUGGACCAUACAUGUACACAAGAGGUCGAGAGCUGGAGCACUGGAAUGAAAUGCUUAACAAACCCAAAGAAAUGGUAAAAAGAUGGCAUGCUCUGAGCAUCAGUACCUGAAGUUUACCCACCUUCCUAGAUACAGGAAGACACUUAGAGUUGGCAAGAAUACAGGAAAUUGAAAUUUAGACUUGGCUGUGCUCUGAACAAUGCAUGUUGCCAUCUCCUGGAAUUGUCAAUGGCUUUCAAUCUUGUUAGUCCGACUGACGAGAGACUGGAAUUUCCAAGGAAUGUACUUACUUAUAUAUAGACCAUGCUGUGAUAGCUUGGUAUUCUCACAGUAUUAACUCUGCCAAAAUACUUGGUAAAGAACACAUAAUAGUACAAUGUUUGAUGUAUAGUAGCAAAAAGUUAGUUUGGGUCAUGUUUAUUAAUAAAUGGUACACAUA
Messenger RNA from Rana temporaria (common frog), 1924 nucleotides. Its product is annotated as synaptotagmin-15-like. Gene Ontology annotation, molecular function: syntaxin binding; calcium-dependent phospholipid binding; clathrin binding. The record is from RefSeq and is a predicted model, not a curated record. Gene Ontology annotation, biological process: cellular response to calcium ion; regulation of calcium ion-dependent exocytosis; regulation of dopamine secretion. The transcript is spliced from 9 exons. The coding region runs from base 252 to 1595 and encodes 447 amino acids. Lineage: Eukaryota; Metazoa; Chordata; Amphibia; Anura; Ranidae.